Messenger RNA from Entamoeba invadens IP1, 1518 nucleotides. RefSeq lists its product as hypothetical. Bases 1 to 1518 code for a protein of 505 amino acids. The transcript is spliced from 4 exons. Lineage: Eukaryota; Evosea; Mastigamoebida; Endamoebidae. The record is from RefSeq and is a predicted model, not a curated record.
AUGUUGACUGUUUUUGUGUUGUUUACACUAGUUCUCAGUCUCCGAACAUGUAAUAACCCGUUUUGCACUUCUUGUUCUAACAAUUCAUCUGUGUGUACUGAAUGCCUUGGAGAGUUUAUUUUGCAAAAUGGCAUGUGUGUCUUUGGUUUAAGUACAUGUGAACAAUUUAACGACUACGAAUGGAGUACCGGAUGCACCACAUGUAGUUUAGGAUAUAUGUUGAAGAAUGGCAUUUGUAGUAAAUGUGAUGCUAACCCACAUUGUUUGACAUUUGAAGGGAAUUGUAAUACAUGUGGCGAGUGUAUUCCACAAUUUUACUUGAAGAAUGGCAUAUGCACAUCAGACGAUUUCAACUGUGAAGAGUACAACGAGAGUGGUGUCUGUUUGUCAUGUACAUCUGGGUAUUAUCUUGACGCUACAAAGAAGUGUGUUUUGGGAACUGUUGAGAAUUGUGAUUAUUACAACUCAGAAGGGAAGUGCUUAUAUUGCCUUGACUCAUUUGUUACUGAUGUGACAACUAAAAAGUGUGUUAAAGAAAUUGAUGUCAAACCGACGAAUUGUGAGUUGAUGAUUCGAACCGAUUAUUGCAUAUCUUGUGUGAAUGGGUACUAUUGGGACAAACAAAUUUUGGAGUGCAGAAGAUGUGAAGAUGGAUGUGCGCAAUGUGACGACAAAGAUAGUUGCAGUGUAUGUGAAAAUGGGUAUGGAAAAGACCUGUCGAGUGGUGGAUGUUUUAAAUGUAGUGAUGGAUGUAACAAGUGUAUGAAGUUUGGAAGUGGUGAAGUUGAGUGUGUAGAAUGUUAUAAUAAUUAUUAUUUAAAUAACUACACUUGUACGAAUUGCACACAAUGGAAUUCGAUGAAUGAAUGCAUCGAGUGCUUCCAGGGUUACACAGUCGACCCUCAAAAUAAAGAGGCGUGUAUCAAUUCAAAUCCAAUAUGUAGUACAUAUGAUACACUAGUGGGCACAACAGAGAAUAUAACAGUUUGUGUGGAUUGUAUGUAUGGAUACUUCCUCAACACAGAAUACCAAUGCGAAAAGUGUGACGAUGUCUGUGACGGUAAAUGCACUUACAAAGCAAACAUGUGCGACGUCUACCAAUGCGACAAUACACUUUGUACAUCAUGCCCCAAUGGCGGUGCGACAUGUGAUAUUUGUUUAGAUGAGUAUUCAGCGGAAGACAACUCAUGUGGUCCAAAUAUAUGUACUUCUAUGCGAUAUGAUGGUGUAUGUAGUGUUUGCACAUACCAAAGUGAUGAUGAGACAUACUCUUACCUUCCCGAUAGUCAGACUGGGCACUGCAAAUCAAACAAGAAAGUCGAACAAAAGAAAGGGAGUAAAGGGGGUAUUAUAGCUGCUGUUAUCAUCGGUUUGUUGGCUUUGGUCGUCAUAAUAGCAAUAUUAUGUUGUUCUGCAGUGUAUAUUUACAGAAAGAAGAGAAAAACAGCAAACAAAGACGAUACUAAGAUUAUGGAAACGGAACUCCUUCCAAACAUUAAAACAAAUGAAGAGUUUUGA